This is a messenger RNA of Myotis daubentonii (Daubenton's bat), 4604 nucleotides long. It is a transcript of the gene ATG14, whose product is annotated as autophagy related 14. Gene Ontology annotation, biological process: autophagosome assembly; mitophagy; cellular response to starvation. The record is from RefSeq and is a predicted model, not a curated record. Gene Ontology annotation, molecular function: protein-membrane adaptor activity; phosphatidylinositol 3-kinase regulator activity. Lineage: Eukaryota; Metazoa; Chordata; Mammalia; Chiroptera; Vespertilionidae. Gene Ontology annotation, cellular component: extrinsic component of phagophore assembly site membrane; autophagosome; extrinsic component of omegasome membrane.
AUCCCACGUGACUGGCUCCGCUCUCAGGCUAUCAUGGCGGCUCCCAGUGGGAAGGGAGCCCGGGCGCCGGAGGCUCCGGGCUGCGGGCCCCGGCCGCUCGCCCGGGACCUGCUGGACUCGGUGGACGACGUGGAGGGGCUGUACGUGGCGGUGGAGCGGUGCCCGCUGUGCAACACCACCCGCCGGCGGCUGACCUGCGCCAAGUGCGUCCAGAACGGCGACUUCGUCUACUUCGACGGCCGCGACCGUGAGAGGUUUAUAGACAAGAAGGAACGGUUAAGCCGACUUAAGAGCAAACAGGAAGAAUUUCAAAAAGAAGUGUUAAAAGCUAUGGAAGGAAAAUGGAUAACAGAUCAGUUGAGAUGGAAAAUAAUGUCCUGCAAGAUGAGGAUUGAACAGCUGAAACAAACAAUAUGCAAAGGAAAUGAAGAAAUGAAGAAAAAUUCUGAAGGCCUUCUCAAAACCAAGGAAAAGAAUCAGAAGCUUUAUACUCGAGCACAACGGCAUCAAGAGAAAAAGGAGAAGAUUCAGAGGCAUAACCGCAAACUGGGGGACCUAGUAGAAAAAAAGACCAUCGACUUAAAAAGUCAUUAUGAGCGUCUGGCAGAUCUUCGGCGGUCUCAUAUAUUAGAGCUCACCUCUGUCAUCUUCCCAAUUGAGGAAGUGAAGACUGGUGCGAGAGAUCCCGCGGAUGUGUCUUCAGAGAGUGACAGCGCCAUGACCUCCAGCACCGUGAGCAAGCUUGCUGAAGCCCGGAGGACGACUUACCACUCAGGGAGAUGGGUCUGUGACGACCACAAUGGGGACACCAGCAUCAGCAUCACAGGGCCUUGGAUUAGCCUCCCCAACAACGGAGACUACGCUGCCUACUAUAAUUGGGUGGAAGAGAAGAAAACCACGCAGGGGCCUGACAUGGAGCAUAACAACCCUGCUUACACCAUCAGCGCUGCGCUGUGCUAUGCGACUCAGCUGGCCAACAUUUUGUCUCAUAUACUCGACAUAAAUCUUCCUAAAAAGCUGUGCAACAGUGAAUUUUGUGGGGAAAAUCUCAGCAGACAGAAAUUUACUCGAGCAGUAAAGAAACUGAAUGCAAAUAUUCUUUACUUGUGCUUUUCUCAGCAUGUAAAUUUAGACCAAUUACAACCACUGCAUACCCUCAGGAAUCUAAUGUACCUGGUCAGCCCGAAUUCUGAACACCUAGGCAGAGAGAGGAAGGAAGAGAGAAAAAAACAUCAAUGUGAGAGAGAAACAUUGAUUGGCUGCCUCCUACACACCCCCUACUGGGAUCGAGGCUGCAAUGUGCCCUCAUGGGGAAGCAAACUUUUGGUGCAUGGGAUGACACUAACUCAACUGAGCUACACCAGCCAGGGCAGGAUUAUUAUCCUUACUUUCACACGGGGAAACGUGGUAGCAGGCCAACUAACUCGUGCCCAUGCUCACAGAGCCAGUAAAAGUGGUGGAGCCAGGUCCCAACACACCUGGCUGACGACUCCCAAGUACUAGGUACUCAUGCUUUUAACCAUGCACAUUAACCUUAUCACAUUAACACACUAAAGAAGAAAGAACGUAGGACUAACCUGAUACAGAUGCCAGAAAAGCAAUGGAUAAAAUUCAGUUCCCCUUAAUAAAGAAAACUAUCAAAUUAAAAAGAGAUUAUUAAUAAAGGAUACCUACCAUAAGCAUGGAGCAAAAGCUAUGUUUAAUGGCAUAUUGCUUACAUAGACAUUUAGGGGCAGUACCCUGUCGUCAGGAAGAAAAAGGGUGCCCUGCUUGCACUGCUACGUUAACAUGGCUCUGGAGGCCCAGCCAAGGCGGGACAUUUUAAACAAGGAAUAAGGUGCAUUUAUAUUGGAAAGAAGGAAACCAAGCUGAUCUAUUGUAGAUGGUAUGAUUAAACUGGAUACCCAGAAGAACUACGAAGCUGUUAGAAAUGAUACUUGUAUGGCGUCUAAAUAUAAGAUCAACAUACAUUAAAACAGUUGCUUUCUUAUGUGCCAACCACAACUUAUUAAAAAAAAGUAAGGGUAAAAAAGAUCCCUUUUACUUUAGCAACAAAUGCUAUAAACUAUAGAGAAGUAAUCCUUACAAAGCACAUGCAAAUUUAUGUAAAAAUUUUGGAACUAAAAAAAAAAUAUUCAACCUGUAAUUUUUGAAUGUCUGCCCAGCACUGUAUGAGGUGUGGCACUGAAUGCAAGGAGGCCAGGGUGGUGAUUUUCUAGGAGGAAGGCUCAGUAUUGUAAAGUGCUACUUCUCCCAAAAAGGAAACCUGAUCAGAAUUUUAGCAGAUAUUUCAUGGAACUUUGAUAGGCUGAUUCUAAUGUUUAACUAGAAGCAUAGUCUGCAAGGAAAUUUUGACAAAUAAUAAUAAGGGAUGGUCUUGGCCCCUUUUAAAACAUAGUAUAAAGGUAAUUAAAACAAGACCCUGUUAGCAUGCAAAUCGGUGGAGCAAUUAAAGCAAUAGAAGAGAGUCCAGGAACAGACCCUUGUGUAUGUGGGAAAAUAAUAUAUGAUAAGGGUGGCGUGUUGAAUCAUAAUAGCUCAAUGGUGGUGGGUCAGUUGGGUAUUCAUAUGAGGAAAAUGUUGGAUUUAUACAACAUUCCACAUACAAAAAUUAAUUCCAGAUGAAAUAAAAGACUUUAAUUUUAAAAACUAUAACUAGGAGAAAAGAGUGUUUAUAAUCAUAGGGUGGGGAGGGGAUUCCCAAGCAAGCCACAAAACCCAGAAACCAUGUAGGAAAGGAGUUACAUAUUUUUCUAUGGAAAAGCUCUAAAUGUCUCUGGUAAAAGAUACCAUAAACAAUGUUAGAAGACAAGCAAUAGAUAUAUUUUACAGUCUCUAUAAGAGACAAUGGAUUAAAAUCCAGACUCCUUAAAUCUUUCAGGUCAAUAAAAGACAGGCAAGCAACCUCAUAAAAAAAUAGAGAAAGUAUUCAAGCAGGCAGUUCACACAAAAGAAAUGCAAGUAGUCACAAUUCAGAGGAAAAACAUCUUUAGCCUCAAUCAAGAACAAAGAAAUGCAGUUCAAAGCAUGUUUCCAUUUUUCAUCUAUCAGGUUAGCAAAAAGGAAAGGACAUGAUGUCCAGUGUUGGUGGUUGUUUAGGAAAAUUGGCAAUCUUGUAUUAGGGGUGGACUUCCUUGUGGAUCUGAGUUUUCUCUGGGCUUGCCCUUGAGUCAGCCCUCCAUUUGGAGGGCUCUGUCCUAGAGACGUGCACACACACAGCCAGGCUCUCGUCACAUCUGAGCUUUCCUGGUCUGUGUACCAGGAGGUCGGCGCUUCAGAGCCCCCUUUCCACACCUCCCUCAGUCAGGCUGAGAGAGACUGGUAAUGGAGCUUGGGUGGGACGUCCUGUUUCCAUGGAGACCAGCUAAACUGAGGAUUCCAUCCUGAAUCCAACAUAACUUACUCUUCUUUGAAAUAAAUGCAAACUUACAGAAAAAUUAAAAAAUAGUACAAAGAUGCAUAUACCCUUUACCCAGAUUCAUCUUUGUUAGUGUUUUACCCCAUUUGCUUUGUCAUUUGUGCAAUCUCUCCCCCCUCCUCCCUCCUCUCUCUCCAUAAAUACACACACACACAAAUUUUUUUUUCUGAACUCUAUGAGGAUAAGUUACAUAUGUCAUAGCUCUUGACCCCUAAAUAGUUCAAUGUGUAUUUUCUAAAAAUGGGAAUAUUUUCUCUUCUUUUUUUUGGGGGGGGGGGGGAUGAUAUUUUCUUAACCACCGCCCAGUUAUCAACAUCAGCACGUUUAACAUUGAUAUAAUACUUUAAUCUACUGCCGAUACACACGUUUUGUCAGCGCACCAGAUAAUGUCCUUUAUAGCAUUUCCCCCUCCAGGAUCCAAUCUAGCGUCGGGUGGUACAUUUAAUUGCUAUGACUCUAAAUUUGGAACAUUUUCACAGCUGCCUUUGUCUUUUAUGACAUUAUUUUCAUUUUUCAAAUAGAACUUUAAUUUUGCGAUUGGGUGUUUCCUUGCAGAUGCAGGCUAUGCAUUUUAGGCUGGGACACUGCCUAGGUGGGAGUAUCUCCAGAUACCACAUUUGACCAUCUGUCCUUUAUUGGUGACGUUAAUUCACAGUCAGGAUGCUUUCUGACUUGGCCGCUGUGUAAUUCCUACAUGCUUCCUUCCUUGCAGUGUGGGACCAUGCAAUUGUUCUCCUAAUCAGAAUCCCCCCCUGGAUUUAUUAUCUAUUGACGAGUCGUAUCUGAGCCAGUCUUUACUGUGCUGGUGCCUACAUUCACACCUUACCAUCCAAAGUCUAGAGUUUACUCUUGAUGCCGUACAUUAUAUAAUAUUUUUGAAAUAAGCUGUUGGCAAAAAGAGACUUUUAAAAAGCCAAGAAGAUCAAUCAUCUUGUUGCCUUAGUCGAUAAGGAUAACAUCCUGUAUCAUGAGAAACUGAAUGCUCUGGCUUCAGGGUCUUGAAUAAAAAUAUGUCAGUUAUUCAGCUAAACUGAAAAUUAGAAGAAUUAUUUUAUAAUUUGUAUUUCCCAAAGACAUUAAGCAGAAAGACUUAAUUCUUCCGCUAGUUAGUUCUGUGUGAUGUGUGUGUGGCCCAGGCAUGCUGGGCAGGUAGUAGAUUAUGCUGGAAGUGAUGGGAGAAGCCGCC